AUGAUUGGAACAUUCCGCUUAAACAAGGGUGAGGUCAUUCAAAUACUUGUAGGUCAAGAGGGAGGAAUAAACAAGAUAUAUAUUGGUUCUGGCGGUGGUGGAGGUACAUUUGUAGUGAGAGGAGCCGACUCACCUUUGAUAAUAGCUGGAGGCGGAGGAGGCACAGAAUGUGUUUUGUCAAGGCAUAAAGGAUGCGACGCCAGUACAAAUACAACGGGGAAUCCUGGAUACAGAUCAUGGUCAGGGGGGAGCAAUGGGCAUGGUGCUCAAACUGCUGAUGAUAAUGAUUCAGGUAAGAUAAUACUGUGAUGAUCCCUUACCUCUCAGCUCCUUAUUAAUUAAUGUGUUAAUGUAUGCUUCAAAUUUAAAUAAUCGGCCCUAGUCCCCCCCCAAAAAACAACAAUAACCACUGACACUAGCUAGGAAAAGCACCAGUUUAUGCAUAUAGGGAUAAUAUAGACACAUGUAAAAAUAUUAAACCUAACGGAUGGCAGCUCAAUAGAAAUACAUCAUACACAGGUAUGACCACGUUGAUAUAGGUACAUUAGGGGAUUUAAAAAAAGCAAAGUCUACGACCUUAAUCAUCAAUGGUUUUUGUUUUUUAUUUUCUCAGGGGGUGGUGGUGGUGGGUUUUACUCCAGUGGAAGAAGUGGAAAGGAUUUCAAUGGGACCAAGGGAAACGGCGGAGAAGGUGGUAAGGGAUUUCUUCAGGGAGGGGUUGGUGGGAGAUCAGUAGAUCUCAAUGUUGUUGGUGGGUUUGGUGGAGGAGGAGGAGCUUAUGGACGGGAUAGAGGAGGAGGAGGAGGAGGAGGAGGAGGAGGAGGGUACUCUGGGGGAAGCAGUGGAGCUUUUAGGUAUAAUUCCUGUGGGGGUGGGGGCGGCUCUUACAACGAUGGAAACAACCAGGACAAUGCAUGUUGUUAUAGAACGGCUGGUCAUGGUCAGGUGACUAUCACAUUACUCUAA
This is a messenger RNA of Pocillopora meandrina, 966 nucleotides long. The record is from the annotation of a GenBank genome assembly. NCBI's taxonomy places the organism in Eukaryota, Metazoa, Cnidaria, Anthozoa, Scleractinia, Pocilloporidae.